Molecule: messenger RNA, 1134 nt
Organism: Emiliania huxleyi CCMP1516
Lineage: Eukaryota; Haptophyta; Isochrysidales; Noelaerhabdaceae
Exons: 6
Coding region: 73-1134 (353 amino acids)
Source: RefSeq, a predicted model, not a curated record
CGGGUCUGCAAAUCACGAGCGGACGUGGCCUGCAUCCUGCGGGGCAGCAGCUAUCUUGCACGAGCACGUGAAAUGCCGGCGCCGGCGCUCGGGGCAUCAGCGACGGGCCACCGCCUCUCCCUCGUGCUGGGCGUGAUGACGGCGCCCGGCGCCACGCGCAACCGCGACAACCUCAGAGCGCUCUCGCACCGUCCUCAUGCCCAUGGCGUCCGCACGGUCUUCGUCUUGGGCGAUGUGGAUUGCGCCCGCCGCCCCACCGCCGCCGAGCACAUCGCGCACCGCGACUUCGUCUUUGUCAACGCGAGCGACUGCCAGACGUGGCAUCGGGCGGCGAAAGUGGAUGCUUGGUACCGGCAUGCCUUGGCCCGCUGGCCGUCGGCGCACUGGAUCGGCAAGUCGGAGGACGAUGCGCUGGUGCGGGUGUCUGCGCUGGCUCGCGACCUGGCGGCGCUCGACGCGACACAGCCUUGGUACUACGGAAUCAUGGCAUGGAUCGGGCUCUGUGACUCGGAGGCGCCCGCCUGCGACUCUGCUCCAACCGGCUGCUGCCUGGGCGCCUGCUUCGCCGGGCCGCUGCAGCGCGUCCACACCAACAGCAGCGCGUGCAUGUCGGGCCGGUGCUCUCCCCCCGGCUGUCGGCCGAAGCCGCCCGCCGCUGCGAGAAGACGCAGCUGCCCGCCCCAGCCUUGCGCAGAGGCGCUGGUCGUGCCGUUCGCCAUCGGGCCGGUCGAGGUGCGGUCGGCGCCGCUCGCAAGGGCAGUCGCCGAGUGCUCCACGUCCGGCCGCUACUUUGCCUCCCUGUCGGUGGCGGGCGAGACGCUGCGCGAGGACUUCUCCUCGAUGGACGGGAACCAGGGCCUCCCUCUCGCGCGGUGUGUGCCGCGCCUGCGGCUGGCGGACGCGACGUGGAAGCGGAUGAGCUACCCGAACUCGGCCAUGCGCAACGCGCCCCUCAUGGGCAACGACACGCGGCUGGCGUGGAGCCAUCCGCUCAAGCACGCUCCCCCGCCGCUGGCGAGGCGAGUGUGGUCCGCGUUCGGCCAGUUGCGCUACCGGCCGGAGCCGCUCCACACCUACACCUUUGAAGCGGGCAGGCGGCUGGCCUUCACGGGGGCGCUUGGAGGAACUCCUUAG